AUGGCGGCGCCUGCUAAUUUGUAUCCAGGACUCAAUGAAGUCAGCGACGUUUUGGAAGAAAUGCCCUUGGAGGUGUCUCGUUAUAUGACGCUACUGCGAGAAAUAGAUGCCAAGUGUAUACACACGGUUCCUGAGCUCAACGGGACAAUAGACCACUUUUUCCAGCAACAAGAGGGACUGGAACAUUUGCAACAGAUCAACGGGCUUUUCCAGGAGCUGAUGCCGUCGCUGGAGGAGAAAAUGCACGUAUCUGCGCUCGCGUACGAGUCGCUCAGCAGGCUGACAGCACGUCUGGAGCUGGCGUACGAGGUGGCCAUCAAAAACACGGAAAUCCCGGUCAAGCUCAGACUCGGCAACGACGACCAUCCCGCCAUGCAUCUGCACCACGAGCUCAUGGCCAAGAUCGACUCCAAGACCAACAGCAAGUCGUCGCAGGCGUUAAAAAGCGAGUCUCGACGCGAAGCGAUGGCUGCGCGAAAAACCGGGGGCCAGGGGUCCCAGGGAUUCAGUCCCAAUGUCGAGGGCGCCGCUGCAGGGCCCGGAGGCGGCGUUCUCGAUGGGAGUGCAACAGGCAGUCCCGACACCUACUACGAAACGCAGGUUCCAGCUGAUGGACGCAAGAGACGGGCAAUGGGCGCUACGGGAGCUGCUGCUGCUGCUGCCCAUAGUCACCACCACCACCAUCACCAAAACAACGGUCACAACCACACCCACAAUCAAAAUUCCAGUCAUAAUAACAAUCACACCCACGCCCACUCACACACUCAGCAUGCGUCCCAGCAAGGUUUAACUCGUAAUGGCGGUGCCGCAGGUGUCUCGGAGCUCAAGAGACGCAAACGCAAACCUAACAUCAAAGAGGACUACUCCCAGAGACCCAAGACCAACGAGUACGGCGAGGCUCUCUACUGCUACUGUAAUCAAGUCGCUUACGGCGAAAUGGUCGGCUGUGAUGGCGACAAUUGCAUCUUGGAAUGGUUCCAUCUGCCCUGCAUUGGGCUCGAGACUUUGCCAAAGGGAAAGUGGUAUUGCAAUGAUUGCAAGCGAAACCAAUGA
Molecule: messenger RNA, 1053 nt
Organism: Lachancea meyersii CBS 8951
Lineage: Eukaryota; Fungi; Ascomycota; Saccharomycetes; Saccharomycetales; Saccharomycetaceae
Source: the annotation of a GenBank genome assembly